AUGAUUGAUGAAAAAGAAGUGUUGAUUGUUGGAAGUUUUAAAUUCCCAAAAACCCUAUCAAUAACCUAUAUUUUAAUUAUUCUCUAUAAUAUCACAUUUCAAUUGCAAUAUACAGCAAUUCCUUAUUUAAUUAAACAUAUCGGAUUAUCAGAAACACAAUUUGGAUGUAUUCAAACAGUUUCUGGAGUUCUUCAAAUGAUUGGAGGACUUUUAUGUGGAUAUGUUAUUCAAAAAUUCGGAAUUCGAUUUGCUUUAUUUAUCUCAUAUGGAUCUAUGUGUAUCUCAGGAAUCGGGUUAUUUUUUGCAUUUGAUUAUCAAUCGAUGCUUUUUCUGCAAAUUCCCUCACUUUUUAUGCAAGGAGUUCUAACACAUCAAAUAUUAUUAGCCAGUUUAACAAAUGCUGGAAAAGAAAGAACGAGUGCAUUUGCAAAAAUGGGAUCAACUUUAGGAAUUGGCUAUUUUCUGAUCCCAGUUUUUUCAAUAUCUUCUACGGAACUUUUUGGAGUCAAAGCCCCAUUUCUAGUUUCAAGCGUAUUUUCAGUAUUCCUAUGUUUCCUAGUUUAUCGUUUCGUGGAAUAUAAAAAAGAAUCAGUUGAGAAUCCGACGCAUGCAACUAUCAAAAAUAUUUGUUAUACUAUGAAAUUGCCGGGGGUUUUCAGUAUUUUGGUGAAGAAAAAUGGACCAAUUGUGCCGUUUCAACUAGUCAUGUCGGUUUUGAGUGUAAGUUUUUGAUGAAGUGCAAAAAAAAUUUCUAAGAAAAUAUUUUCACAUCAGAAUCUUACAUAUUUUUUUUCAAAUUUCAAAAAUUUAACUUCUACAAUAACUAUGUUCUUUUCUAACCUGAGCAAUGUUUUCAGCUUUAUAUGAUUCAAAACAUGCACGCAACAAGUACAAAUGAUCAAAUGAUUCAAGGAUUUAUUGGAAGCUAUAUAAUUAUUUCCAAUUAUUUCGGUGUAAUUUAUCUAGCCAAAAAAUUCGACGAGCAACAACUUUUAAUAAUUGGAAGUUUAUCUUUUGUGAGUUUUUCGAAAUUCAUUUGACAAUUUCUAACUAAAAUAUGUUUACAGUUAAUUGGUUACAUCCUGUUGACAUUCAUUUUUCAUGAUUUUUGGAUGAUACUAUUAAUCAUGCCGUUUUUAUCACUUGGAAUGAGUGUUGUGGCAACUUGCAGUGAUAGUUUGUUAACCACAUUGGUUGAUGAGACUGAACAGGUUUGUGAAUUCAAAGAAGGGGUUUAAAAGUUCGAAUGAGAAUAUUGUAAAGUCUAGACUAGAAUAGAAAAUGUGUGACUUUAUAGGAGAAUAUUUUUCACAUAAUUUUGAAACUGUUAAAUAGACACUAGACGAAAAUUCACUGAAAGCUAUUUGAAAGAUCAAUUUGAAAAAUAAUACGUUCCCUUUUCCCUUUCGAAGCAUUACUAAAAUCACACAAAAUUCGGGAAACCUUCUAACUUUCUGAAAAACAUCGAAUAAUUUUUCAGGGAAUUGUCCUUGGCACAGCAAGUGCUCUCAACUCUCUUUUCCGAACUUUUGCACCUUUGAUGGCUACAAAUAUUCUCAAAUCGUAUGGUUUCAAAUACAUUGCAAUGAUUGGAAUUAUCGGAUCAGCUUUUAGUAUUAUUUUGAAACUUCUUUCACCAAUCGAUGAAUCAUUAAUUAUUAAACAUAAGAAAAUUGACGAUUUAGAUGAAAAGAAACCGAUGGCUAAAUUAUGA
Molecule: messenger RNA, 1714 nt
Organism: Caenorhabditis angaria
Lineage: Eukaryota; Metazoa; Nematoda; Chromadorea; Rhabditida; Rhabditidae
Source: the annotation of a GenBank genome assembly